ACGCUUGGAAUGGAGCUUCUAAAGUGCCCUUCAAUCUUCGCUGUUACAACUGUCAUGAGGAAGGACACUAUGCUAGGAACUGCCCGAAGCCACCCAUGAACAGAGAUCAGAAUCCUACUAUUCCUGCACAACCAGCUACUCCUAAUCGAGAAAGGGCUCUUGUGUCUACUACAAGUAUAGCAGAUGCAGCUGCCUCUGGAAGUCCACAGCCGCAGGGAUUAGCACAAGCGCUGGUGGUGCAGCCAAAUGUCAACUUUGACUGGUCUUCUGAGAUUGAGCGUCUGAACAUAUCAGCUCCAGAUAAUCAAGCUGCAACUUCUAACAUUGCUUUCAUGACCUCAAACGAGCAUGACCCUGAGCCACAGGAAGAGACUGCUGCUGACGAUUUCGCUUUCAUGACUCAAAUCCUGUCAGCACCUGUCAAAGGUCUCACCAAAGAAGAGAUGAUAGCUCAGAAGUAAGAUGUGAUGAUGUUCAUGGGAGUGAACCAGUUAUUGUUUCAAACAUUUCUGAACCUUAUUUUGAAUAUUAUUCUGAACCAACUGAGUCAGAC
Helianthus annuus (common sunflower) is the source of this 553-nucleotide messenger RNA. RefSeq lists its product as uncharacterized. The record is from RefSeq and is a predicted model, not a curated record. Bases 96 to 461 code for a protein of 121 amino acids. NCBI's taxonomy places the organism in Eukaryota, Viridiplantae, Streptophyta, Magnoliopsida, Asterales, Asteraceae. The transcript has 2 exons.